AGGUGCGUGUGCAACCGCGUUUCAAAUGUGGGGCACUCCGAGGGUUUUCUUGCCAGUCGUGCUGCGCGCGUGUCAAGGGAAGCUUCCUGAUUCCGUACUGCUUACCUUGGUUCACUCCCUUUGUUGAACGACUACUUCAGAACGUGUUGUUGGAUUCGUAGCCUACUUGAUUGCCAAGCCUUGCCAAUGCACCGUGAAACGAUUAGUGUACGGUCUGAGAUCUUUCCGUGAAGAUGAUCAAACUUUUUCGCCGGAGAGCAGCCAGAUGGCUUCUGAUCGUAUGUUUCGUGGGGAUCCCCAUCUUCAUUAUCUUUAAUUCGUUGGACUUCGGAGGCAAUACGUCGACAAAGUUAUUGCACAGCUCAUUGAAAACACGAUUUACGGAUUCGAAGCACCGGAAUUUGAACAAAGUAUUCGCCCCACCGGAUACCUGCCCACGUAUUGGUGAAGCAUCAGCCGAUAUCAAUACUCUCGAAGUUUUCAAAAAUUUCAACUUUCAACCGCCAUGGGCGUCUUUGAGGUCCUUUUGGGACCAGAAAUUCGAAGAGCGGUACUUGCUACGAAAGACGAAACACAAAAAUCUUCCCUUGAAGGUGUUUCUCAUGUUUUGGAGCCAUAAUGACCCUGGUUGGCUGAAAACCGCGGAAGAAUACUACACCUUGCAAACUGGGCCAAUUCUGAGGAAUAUGGUGAAGAAGUUGACCGAAUUCAAGCGCUUGACGUUUACGUGGACGGAAAUGAGCUACUUGUCAAUGUACUGGGACAGGGCGACAUCGGAUGAAAAGCGUGUUCUUAAGGAGCUGAUCGACGAGAACCGAUUGGAAAUCACCACUGGAGGCUGGGUGAUGACGGACGAGGCCUCGGUGCACCUUUAUGCCAUGAUCGACCAGUUGAUCGAGGGCCACCAAUGGCUCCGACACCACCUGGGCGUGGCGCCCGAGUCUGGGUGGUCCGUGGAUCCCUUUGGUCACGGCGCCACCGUGCCUUAUCUCCUCCGAGCGUCCGGACUGGAGCAAAUGAUCAUUCAACGAAUUCACUUUGCCUGGAAGGAGUGGCUGGCUGCGCAACAGGCUGGCGACUUCUUGUGGCGCCAGGGAUGGGACGCGUCGUCGGAGGCGGACAUUUUGUGCCACAACAUGCCCUACGACAUUUACUCGAUCAAGCACACGUGUGGACCGCAUCACGAGAUUUGUCUGGCGUUUGAUUUCCGGAAGAUACAUGGGGAGUUGACUGAGUUCUCGGUUCGUGCCACGGAGAUUGAUGCCAAUAACAUUCGUGACAAGGCGACAACGCUCGUUGAAGAGUACAGGAGAACUGCGUCGCUUUUCCCGCACAACGUGGUCCUGGUCCCUGUGGGCGACGAUUUCCGCUUUGACCACUCGCAAGAAUGGGAUCAACAGUUCAAGAACUACGAGAAGCUCGUCGACUACGUCAACGGCAACAAGGAUAUUUAUAAUGCGGAUAUAAAAUUUGGGACAGUGAAAGAUUAUUUUAAGGCGGUUCGGGAGUGGACGAAGGAUUUCCCCACGUUGCAAGGCGACUUUUUCGUGUACUCUGACGUUUUCAGCGACGGUGAGCCGGCUUACUGGUCGGGGUAUUUCACAACCAGGCCGUUUUGGAAGAGCUUCACGCGGGAAACCGAGGCUGUGUUGAGAAAUGCUGAGAUUCUAUACACGUUUGCCUACCAAAAGGCGAGGCAGGCGAAUAACAAACGUUACGAAGAUCUGUUGAAGUUGACGUACAAAGAUAUGGUGAUUUCGCGGAGAAACUUGGCAGCUUUCCAGCAUCACGACGCCAUCACCGGGACGUCGAAAAUCCGAGUGACGCAAGACUUCGGCCUCAAGUUGUACGAAUCUUUUACGAGGGCUCGAAAAAUUCAAGCGCUUGCAGUUCAGUCGUUGAUUGAUGCAAAGAGUGAAUCGGAUAAUGGACCUUUGGUAUCAAAAUAUUCGUUGGACGAUGGCAUUUUUGUGCUGCACGCGAGGGACAGGGCCAAGUAUGACCAGUUAACGCAGCAGGUGCCAAUUUACGUCCAGACCGAUGGCAGAAAAAUUGUCAUAUUCAAUUCCCACGCUCACCGAAGGGUAGAGCCUGUGUACGUACUGGUGAAGCAUUCGGACGUUGUUGUAACGGACAGCGACGGGAAUCCCGUAAGAAUCCAAGUGAAUCCUGUAUGGAACAUGACGAAGGGUUCCCCGAAUCUCCUGGUCUCGUCCACGCAAUACGAACUGAUCCUUUUGGCAGAUUUAGCACCACUGUCUCUGACGACCUAUUACCUCAAGCGAAACGCGGAUCAGAGUCCAGUGUCGCUGAAAACGUCGGUGUAUUGUAAUUUCGUGGGCAACCGGGACGCGGUUGUGGACAACUUCAAAGUGCAGAUUGUACCUGAUGGGGACGUUCAGUUGGAGAAUCCGAGAUUCCGAUUGUUAUUCAGCGGGAACACCAAGUUGUUGAAGCGUGUGUUUGACAAGAGAAGCGGGAAAGAAAGGAAAGUUCAGCUGCAGUUUGGCCAGUAUGCUACUGCGCCUUAUCAAAGUGGGGCUUAUUUGAUGAAGAUAUUGAGAAAACCUGUUCAUCCUGAUUUGGGUUCGAUUCCGAAAAAAAAGGUGGAGCAACCUGUGGACAGUCUGGGGCGAUUCGUGCCCGGGGAAGAAGGGUUGCCGUUCAUUGACCCGAAUGCCGUGCCGCGGGUCAUCAUCACGUCUGGUCUGUUGGAAAGCGAAAUCACGGUAAUUUUCGACCGCCAUCUCCUGUACUCGAUGCGGGUGUACCACGCUGUGGAGUCGCCGACCGUGGACGCCAUCAAGUUCACCACGCUCGUUAACCUGGCUGACAAACCCGAUCCCCACUCUGAGUCCCAACGCUUCAAUUUCAACGGGAUCGAUGCCUUUGUCCGUUUCGUCACUGACGUGGAUAACGGGGAGAAGCCCGUGUUUUAUUCCGACGCAAAUGGGUAUCAGAUGAUGAAGCGAGAGAAAAUUGACGCCAUCAAAGUCGAAGGCAACUACUACCCGGCGACGACGGCGGCGUUCAUUCAAGACCCGUCGAUGCGAUUCACUGUCCUGACGUCGCAUUCACGCGGCGUGACGAGUUUGCGGCCAGGUGAGUUGGAGCUGGCCCUGGACCGUCGCAGCAAAUCGGACGACUCUCGCGGCAUGGGUGAAGGCGUAACGGAUAAUGUGUUGACGCGGGCCGACGGCUGGUUGUUGCUGGAGGAGCGGAGUGGCGGCGGUGGUGAUGCUGGAGGCGGCGGUGGUGCAGGAAAGUAUAGUGAUGUGGCGCUCUCGUUUCCGGCGCAGCAUUUGAGCGAUGGGCUUUUGUAUGCGCCUGCUGUUUAUGUCCUCGACACAGCGGAGGAUGUCCGACCCAAGGCAAACGAAAUGGACUUCCUUCCUCUCCUCCAGGUGGAGCUGCUGCAACGGUCAGAACCCCUGUCAUGCGACGUCCACCUCUUGACUCUUCGCACAACCGCCGACGUCCGCGGGAAUUUCAGCGAACCCGGAAAGGAAGCCCUGAUGGUGGUGCAACGCAAGGGUUUUAGCUGUUCCUACGGAACCCUUUCUGGCGUCCCUUGCGCUGUGGUGGAAACGGCGGCCGUCUACUCGAAUGCGGACCUCGGCGAAGCCCAAGUGGACCAUGUGGAAGAAACCACGCUGACGGGGAUGGAGUCUAGAGGCAAACUGAGCGGCAUUUCGGCGCUCAAACUUGGACCCAUGGAACUCAAGAGUCUGAAGAUUAGCUUUGUGUGA
Molecule: messenger RNA, 3749 nt
Organism: Notodromas monacha
Lineage: Eukaryota; Metazoa; Arthropoda; Ostracoda; Podocopida; Cyprididae
Source: the annotation of a GenBank genome assembly